CGCGUCUAAAUUAAGACCGGGUUACGGCCUCGCGAUGCGCGCGCGCACACCCACCGUUCGCUCAAUAAAAACCAAACGUAGCACGUAUUAUAUUUUUUACCAUCGCGAAUUUUCCGAAAAUCCCGUAGCUGGGUGACGAUUAUCCCGGACCUGGGGGAUUUAUCAUGUCUGUGAUGUGAAAACGAAGUGAAUUUCAAUUUUCGAAGUACAAGAUAACCCCAACAAUAUGAAGUUCACGAUUGACGUUUUGGGGAUAUUUUUGAAAGUAGUCGUUAGGGUAAACAAAGUAACCUUCGCACCUCUCGUGGUGUCCACGCUAUUCAUCUUACUGACCUCUUUACUGGCGCACUGCGCGAGACGGCUGGUUCAGAAGUCGAUCAAAGAACCGUUUGUAAGGUUACUACUAGAAGAGGCGAUAGCAGCUGCCGAGUUGUGUGGGUGUUGUUUCGAACUUAUUAUUGUUGCGGAUAACUUUGGUGUGGCCACGUAUGCCAUCUUUCUGUUCGCGCUCACGAUCUGGUGGUCACUGAACUGGGGGGAUGCGACCGCUUGUCCUUACACACAUGUAGAAGAUGUCAUUGAAGGUAGAUGCGAUGUACGUAAGGCUUUCUUAAAGACUUGGGCGGAGUUAGGAGGUGGAAUGUUAGUGUUUAAAUACGUACAAAUGUAUUGGGCAUUGGAGAUCACGGAGACGCACAAGAAUAAAGCCUUUGAAGACUGUACGGCUGAUUUGCAGGUGCCAGUUUUAUAUGGAGCUAUCGUUGAAGGCGUAGCUACGUGCUUAUGCAGGCUGGCUUCAAGGUCUCUUAGCGACCUCAACCCACGUUACUCCACUGCCAUCGACUCCUUCAUCGGCACCUCCCUUGUCGUAGCCGGGGUCCUCACUAGGCACACGGUACUCACUUACCGCUAUGAGGAUAGUAGUGCUAAUGCGGACCUCAGUGUGUCUGUCUAUUGCAAAGUCCAUGUAGGAAAAGCGUUCGACUAUUCCGGAGGUUACUUCAAUCCAGUCCUCGCUACGUCAUUAAAAGCCGGCUGCGAAGGGCAUACUUUGAUGGAACACGCUUUGGUUUACUGGCUCGGUGCAUGCGCAGGAUCGGUCCUAUCAGUGUACCUUUAUAAGCUGCCAGCAAUCCAGAAAUACGUCAGAGGUACCACUGAAGUGAACGGUGAUAGCAUCUGGGCUGAUAAGGAAGAUUAAUUUACAACUUAUAUACUUCGAAUGUUUUUCUAAACAAUUUGUAUUACAUCUCUUUCACAUUACGCAAGAUCAUUCAGUAAAUAUGUACAAUCUAGUCAUAUGCUUAAGUUAUUUAUUCAAAUCUUUAUAUAAUUUAUUUUAACUGUUACUUUUACACAUUUACGACGUAACUUAUAAACGUUGUUAAGCGGGUGAUAAGUUACCCAAUGCUGUGUCUUCUUCUUUCGAAUGUCAAAUCAAUAAUGACAGGAAGAGAAGAAUCGGCGUUUAACUAAUCAGCCGAUAAGUAACGUUAAUGUACAAUAAGGCAGUUAAUGAAAGCGAAUUGAAUAUUGUAUCCAAUGAUUAUAUUUGUUUUAUGAAUAUAAUAAGUGCUACGUUAUGUUAUUGUAAAUAAACUAUUUAAUAUAUUCUUAUGUAUUUAUUAAA
Nymphalis io (European peacock) is the source of this 1630-nucleotide messenger RNA. It is a transcript of the gene AQP, whose product is annotated as aquaporin-11. Gene Ontology annotation, cellular component: cytoplasm. Bases 227 to 1201 code for a protein of 324 amino acids. Gene Ontology annotation, molecular function: channel activity. NCBI's taxonomy places the organism in Eukaryota, Metazoa, Arthropoda, Insecta, Lepidoptera, Nymphalidae. The record is from RefSeq and is a predicted model, not a curated record. The transcript is spliced from 8 exons.